UUGAUUGUAUGUGAAAUUUUAUUGUGAAAGACACAAAAGUGAAUUCAAAGAAAUAGAACCAAAUUAAAUUUCAAUUGCAAAACUAUCAUUUUAUCUUACAAUUCUACAAUCUACAACGUCAAAGGAACUUGACCAAAAGGAAUACAUUCAUUCUGUUCGUUUGACUUCACUUCAUUAUAUUUUUUCAAUUUGGGCGCACAUUAAACACAAUCAUGACACUUGUUGCAACCGAUUCAUCGUAUGAAGACUACGCCGAUAAUUUCGAUUUGUCACUUUUGUCGAUGGACAACGAAUUCAAUUCAAUAAUUGACUCGAGUUCGCAAUCUGAAUACAUCCCAACAACGGUAUUUGAAAGGUGGAAUAUCAAUCAACAAAGAGACAUCACGAAUUCUUUAACUUCAUCAACACCACAAGAACACAUAUUGGUGUUUCCGCCAUCACCGACACCAUCCAUUGAACUCUCUACAUACAAUUGCAACAUCACAAAAACGGAAAAAUCAUCAGCCAAUUAUAAUUUAUAUCCACCAUCACCACCAGACUCAAACGGUGCACCAUCCCCAAUUAAUUGUCAAUAUAUGGAUAUUCAAAUGUCUGAUCCGACAUUUUCCUCCCAAAGUGAUCUAUUCGAUGGUCCAAAAAAGGAUUAUCAGUUGCUUCGUGAGCAUCUACAAGAUUUAAGCUUUCAGAAGAAACAUAAUCUAAAACCAUUACCUUUAGAGUCAUUGUUUGUCGACGACUGGGAUGUUCAAGAUGAUAUCGAACCAGUUAUCUCGUUGGCCUUGGAACAAGCUCGGAAAGAUGUUGAGCAAACAUGUUUAACAUUAAACAUUUCAUCAGAUCCACAAGAAUGGAACCGCGAUCAAGUGCGCGCUUGGCUUCAAUUCACCAUGAAACAAUUUGAAAUAUCAUCAAACAAAGAUAUGAAAAAUAUUUUCGACGAGGAUGGUAAAGAAUUAUCACGUUUGAAUGAAAUCGACUUUAUAAGUCGUAUACCACAGGCGGGUUCAACUUUGUUUGCACAAUUGGAGAUUUGGAAGGCUUCUGGAUGCAAUGUGUCCGAAACAUCUCAUCAAAUGCAACCGGCAUCAAAUCAGUCAAGCUGCAUGUCCCCUUGGAAUGUCCUCGAUUCGGCUGGAGCUAAUACAUCAUUUGACUGGGUAUCGUUGCCAAUGGAAACAGUAGAAGCAGAAUAUGAACAAAAAACAAUUUCCACUGAAGUACAAAAAAGCACAAUACCUGAAACAUCACCACCACAAAAAAGUGGCCGACAAGGAAGUGCUCAUAUUCAUUUGUGGCAAUUCUUAAAAGAAUUACUUCAAACACCUCAAACUUAUGGAAAUGCAAUUCGUUGGUUGGACCGAAGCCGUGGCGUCUUCAAAAUCGAAGAUUCGGUUCGUGUUGCCCGUCUUUGGGGCCGGCGCAAGAAUCGGCCGGCAAUGAAUUAUGAUAAAUUAUCGCGUUCAAUUCGACAAUACUACAAAAAAGGUAUUAUGAAAAAAACAGAACGUUCACAGCGUUUGGUUUACCAAUUCUGUGUUCCGUAUAGUAUGUAAACAGUCUAAUAACGUUUACAUUUUACAUUUAAGUAUACUAAUUUAAAUGUGGGUUUUGGUUUUUUUACAAAUAAGUUUGUUACUAUUUAAGUGCAUGAAUCAAAUGUGUAAUUUUUUUUUACAAAAGUGUCUUGUCUUUUUGUUUGUGCAAAGAAGGUAAUUUCUUUGCUCAAAACAUAUAAAAACAAGGAGCAAAGGAUUUCUUGCAAAAAUUCUACAGAUGUUUAUGUCGAGUGGCUAUGAGUGUCGACUACACUGUUUCUUUUUUUCCAAGCAAUUACAUCACAUAAUAUUGAUGAAAAAAAUCUUAUGAUACAGAUGCAUAGGUCUUCAUCCAUUUUUGAACAUAACAAUUCAAGUGCAAUACCCAAGUAUAGUGAUUGAGAUUUGGAAAAGAUGAAGCAGUACAUUCCAUCACAUACCAUUUGAUGAAUGUUUAGUUCUUUGAAUUUCACAUUUUAUCUCAUAAGCAUUUCACAAGACAUCAGAAGAGGUGUAAAUGAAUCCAAGUGCAUAACCGAAUCAUACAAAAAAGGAUAGGAAUAUUCAUGAGAGGUAUGUGCUUAAGAGAUUCGCCUAACACCAAGUUGAAACUUCGUUAUAUUUGCCGAUAGUAAAUCGAUCAACAAUGGACCGCAAAAAUAAAUUGAAAAACAAAUAAAUAUUGGCUAGUUCAUGAUUUAUAUGUAUGAUGCUUUUCCAAUUAUUUGUGUGAGGUUCAGCAGAGCUUGUAAUCUUUUAUUACAUUCUGCAUUCUUAUCAUCAAUUAAUUUUUCGAUUUACUAGAUUUCGGUGAUUUUGGUCCCAUAUAUCUAUGAUAUAUUGAGUACGUUCUGUGAACAUUAUUUAAAUAAUAAAAUACCUUUAUAUAAUU
Molecule: messenger RNA, 2427 nt
Organism: Contarinia nasturtii (swede midge)
Lineage: Eukaryota; Metazoa; Arthropoda; Insecta; Diptera; Cecidomyiidae
Gene: Ets98B
Product: DNA-binding protein D-ETS-4
Exons: 6
Coding region: 213-1553 (446 amino acids)
Biological process (GO): cell differentiation; regulation of transcription by RNA polymerase II
Cellular component (GO): nucleus
Molecular function (GO): DNA-binding transcription factor activity, RNA polymerase II-specific; sequence-specific DNA binding
Source: RefSeq, a predicted model, not a curated record